Molecule: messenger RNA, 1198 nt
Organism: Eruca vesicaria subsp. sativa (arugula)
Lineage: Eukaryota; Viridiplantae; Streptophyta; Magnoliopsida; Brassicales; Brassicaceae
Source: the annotation of a GenBank genome assembly
CACAAACAGACUGCAAUGUCAACAUUUCCUCGAGCUUACCCGAUGAGCGGUGGUGAUGAUCAACACAGUUACAUCAAUAAUUCUUCAUAUCAAAUAGCAGCUAUAAAUAGCGUUGGAGAAAAGACAAGGCAAUGCAUCAUAGAAAAGCUCGAUCUCCCUCUCAAUUCUGAUCUUGGUACUUUUUGUAUUGCCGAUUAUGGUUGUUCCAUUGGACCAAACACGUUUCAAGUUGUUCAAAGCAUCAUUGAUGCUGUGAAAUUCAAACAAUUGGAGGACAACAACGAAAAAAGCCUUAUACCUCUCGAAUUCCAAGUGUUCUUCAACGAUCAACCUAACAAUGACUUCAACACACUCUUUAAAACCCAACCUCCUUCAUCUGAGCGGGAAUAUUUCUCGGCUGGAGUUCCAGGGUCCUUCCAUGGCCAAGUGUUACCAAGGAACACCGUCCACAUUGGACACACUUCUUACACGACUCACUGGCUUUCCAAUGUUCCACAGCACGUAGAUGACAAGAACUCUCCAGCUUGGAACAAAAAUUACAUUCAAUGUAAUAACUCAAUAGAAGAAGUGACCAAAUCUUAUAAGGUCCAGUUCACAAAAGACAUGAAGUUUUUUCUUGAAGCUAGAGCAGAAGAGAUAGUUCCAGGAGGGUUAAUGAUUGUUUUAGGACAAUGCUUGCCCGAUGGUGUCCCCUUGUUUAAGACAUGUCAGGGUAUUUUGGUGGAUACGAUCGGUGAUUGUCUUAUGGAUAUGGCCAAAUCGGGACUAACGAGCGAGGAAACGAUCGGGCUAUUCACCCUUCCUGCGUAUUUCCCACAAUUUAGUGAAUUAAAGACAGAGAUUGAGCAUAAUAGAAGCUUUACAAUUGAGAUUAUGGAGAGUGUACGUCAUCCAUUGGAGGAUAUUCCAUUAUCCAACGACUUCUUGAUUUCCAUGUUUAGAGCUAUUCUCAGCACGAUCAUAAAAGAACAUUUCGGAGAUGUGAUCGAUGAGCUAUUUGAUAGGGUUGCAAAGAAACUCGCCAAGUACCCGAUUGACUUUAACGAGUGCGAGAAAUUUGUGACCUAUUUUAUAUUGCUUAAGCGAAAAUGAAUAAGUGAGAUACUAAAAUAAAGAAUCAUGUUGUUAUGAAUAAAAGGUUUUCUUUUUCCUGUUCUCACAAUUGUGUGAAGAUCAUACACUACUUAUUGAGCUAAAG